Tachysurus fulvidraco (yellow catfish) is the source of this 1411-nucleotide messenger RNA. It is a transcript of the gene apoeb, whose product is annotated as apolipoprotein Eb. Gene Ontology annotation, molecular function: lipid binding. The transcript has 5 exons. The record is from RefSeq and is a predicted model, not a curated record. Gene Ontology annotation, cellular component: extracellular region; intermediate-density lipoprotein particle. Gene Ontology annotation, biological process: cholesterol catabolic process; positive regulation of nitric-oxide synthase activity; negative regulation of neuron apoptotic process. The coding region runs from base 118 to 963 and encodes 281 amino acids. Lineage: Eukaryota; Metazoa; Chordata; Actinopteri; Siluriformes; Bagridae.
GUGAUCACGCUAUUGUGAACGCGGCACGGAGAGUAUAAAAAGCGCGCGCACCGAAUCGCGUUCACGACUCGCAGCAAAGUUCUUUCUCAGGUGAUUUUAGUUGGUCUGUCUAUCAACAUGAGGGCUGUUGUUGUGGUUCUUGCACUGGCAGUUAUUGCUGGCUGCCAUGCUCGCGCUGUGCUCCGGGCUGAAGAGCCUGUGGUCAAAUGGGAAGAGACCGUGGACCAAUUCUGGAAGUUCUUCUCAGAGCUUAACACUCAGAGUGAUUCUAUGGUAGAGAACAUGAAGAGCUCCCAGCUCAGCAAAGAACUUGACACUCUGAUCUCUGACACCAUGGCUCAGCUGAAUGUGUACAGGGAGAACAUUGAGACCAAACUGGGCCCCUAUGCUACGGACACCUCAGGCCAGCUGAAGGGGGAGCUGGAUCUGCUGAUCAACAAGCUGCAGAAUGACAUGACUGAUGCCAAGCAGCGCUCCACCCAGUACCUACAGGAGCUGAAGACCAUGGUGGAGCAGAAUGCAGAUGAUGUCAAGAACCGCAUCAACACAUAUACUCGUAAGCUCAAGAAACGCCUGGGCAAGGACACCGAGGAGAUCCGCAACACCAUGGCCACUUACCUCGGUGAGCUGCAGUCCCGUGCUGGGCAAAAUGCUGAGACAGUAAAGAGCCAUCUUGAGCCCUAUGCCACGCAGGUAAAAGAUGACUUCAGCAAGAAGUUGGGCACCAUCACCGAGAUUCUGGAAAGCCAGGGACAGGGUGUAAGCCAGCAGCUGGAGGAACAGGCCUUCGAGUUGAAAAAGCAGCUGGAGCAGACCGCUGACAGCCUGCGCGCUUCCCUCGAGGGCCGCAUCGAGGAGCUCACCAGCCUCAUGAAUCCCUACACCGAGAAGUUCCGUGAACAGCUCCAGAUUGUCAUGGAUAAGAUCAAAGAGGCCUCAGCUGCUGUCCCUGCCCCAUUGUAACAACACAAAUGAUAACACAAUGUACCAAACACAAGCAGAGAAAGUGGUGGCAAUAUUAGUUUGAUAAAAUUUGUUACUGAUGCUUUAUAGUCUUCAUGGUGUGACAGGGAAGCGAGAAAGUGGAAAGGGAAAAAACUGGACAUGGCUUCUUAAUGACACAUGGAAUACUGUAAUUAAUCACCAUGUGGGCUUUCCUCAGUAUUAAUCCACUCAAUGAUGCUUCUUAAUGUGCAAUAGUAUAAAUACUUGGCUAGUCUUGUCUCUCAAGUCUUUUAGAUUGCAUAUACCUUAGGUGUGCAUUUUGGGUUGACCGCAGGUUUAAAAAAAUGUCUUCAUAAUACAACCAAACCUCAUGGAAUAUUGUCCACCAUUUCAAUUAUAAGAUCUACAAAUAAAUGUGACAGCUCUUUCUGAACCUGUAUGCAAUAAAAAUGGGUAAUGGAUCAAA